Messenger RNA from Hyla sarda, 3369 nucleotides. RefSeq names its product heterogeneous nuclear ribonucleoprotein L like (gene HNRNPLL). The transcript has 13 exons. Gene Ontology annotation, molecular function: mRNA binding. Gene Ontology annotation, biological process: regulation of RNA splicing; mRNA processing. Gene Ontology annotation, cellular component: nucleus. The record is from RefSeq and is a predicted model, not a curated record. The coding region runs from base 627 to 2240 and encodes 537 amino acids. NCBI's taxonomy places the organism in Eukaryota, Metazoa, Chordata, Amphibia, Anura, Hylidae.
GCUGUGACAUACCUAGCGUCAAUCAGGUACACUGCUGACAUGACACAUGGGUUUUAGCUGCUGUUCGCUUUCUAUUACUGUUACAUAUCAGCCAACAGUCCUUUCUUCGCUCGUAUUAUGUAGCCUGUGCGCUUUUCAGUACCGACAGUUAGCGCUUUCUGUCAGGAUCCAGCUGCCAUAACCCAUAACACACACAAGGGGCGAUACACAAUCCCUUAGAAGAAGAGAGAUGACAGUCCACGAACUCCCAGUCGCUACUUUCCUCCAAAUGCGCUGUCUUAGCAUCACAUGACCGUAUCAUGUGACCUCGUGACCACCCCCGCCUCCUGGGAGUCCAUACACACCACUAUCCGUUACCUUACACCUAGCAGUGAGAACUAAACAUGAUCGCCAUAGCAACAAGCCUUCCAAUAGCAUAAGCUUGUCAGUGGGCGUGGCUCUCACCCUCCAGCUCCGCCCCGUGGGGCCGCUGGCGCUGAGAGACACGCGCACUAUGCUUAUAAUUCCAAAAUGGGGAAGGCAUACAGCUGACAGGCCACGCCCAUUCUGUUAGGCCCGCCCCUCUCCCGGUUGGAUGGACGGUGAGUGUGUAGUGUCAGUCAGUGCGGGACAAAGGCGCCGCAGUCAUGUCGUCUUCUUCAUCCUCUGAGCAGAACGAGGAGGGCGAAUACGAGAGUCAGCCCAAGAGGCUGAAGAGCAACCAGGAGGACGGGGAGCUGGACUAUACCUCAGAGGAGCAGGACGAGUCCUAUACCACCACCACCACAGAGGGCGCUGCUCGGGACUCAGCCAGCCAUGGGGAUGGAGGUGGAAACCAUCACAAAGUAUCAGUCUCUCCAGUAGUUCAUGUCCGAGGGCUCUGUGAGUCUGUGGUGGAAGCUGACCUGGUGGAGGCGCUUUCUAAAUUUGGCACAAUAUGCUAUGUGAUGAUGAUGCCUUUCAAGCGGCAAGCUCUGGUUGAAUUUGAGGACACAGAAUUUUCAAAGAAGUGUGUGACAUUUGCUAUUGAGGAACCAGUCUACAUAGCAGGACAACAGGCAUAUUUCAACUACUCCACAAGCAAACGGAUUACCAGACCAGCAAACACUGAAGAUCCAUCUGGUGGGAAUAAAGUCCUUCUACUUUCUAUCCAAAAUCCCCUUUAUCCAAUCACAGUGGAUGUUCUUUAUUCUGUCUGCAAUCCUGUAGGAAAAGUGGAACGCAUAGUUAUUUUUAAGAGGAAUGGAAUCCAAGCCAUGGUGGAAUUUGAGACAGUGCUUAGUGCCCAGAAGGCCAAAGCUGCACUGAAUGGAGCAGACAUUUAUGCUGGAUGCUGCACACUAAAAAUAGAAUAUGCCAGGCCCACACGUCUCAAUGUUAUUCGGAAUGACAAUGAUAGCUGGGAUUACAGCAAACCCUACUUGAACAGGCGAGAUCGGGGCAAGGGACGCCAGAGACAAGCCAUUCUAGGAGACCAUCCCUCAUCCUAUAGAUAUGAUGGUUAUGGAAAUCAUGGCCCAUUGUUGCCAUUACCAAACCGCUACAGGAUGGGAUCUAGAGACACUCCAGAGCUGGUUUCUUAUCCUUUACCUCAGACCUCGUCUUCAUACAUCCAUGGUGGGCCUACUGUUGGUUCAGUAGCCAUGGUUAGUGGACUCCACCAAGAAAAGAUGAACUGCUCUCGGGUGUUUAACUUGUUCUGCUUAUAUGGGAAUAUUGAAAAGGUAAAGUUCAUGAAGACUAUUCCAGGCACAGCCCUUGUAGAGAUGGGUGACGAGUAUGCUGUGGAAAGAGCAGUUACUCAUCUCAAUAAUGUGAAGGUUUUUGGAAAGAGACUUAAUGUUUGUGUGUCAAAACAACACUCUGUUGUUCCAAGUCAGAUUUUUGAACUAGAAGAUGGUACAAGUAGCUAUAAAGAUUUUGCAAUGAGCAAGAAUAAUCGGUUUACGAGCGCCGGCCAAGCUUCUAAAAACAUAAUUCAGCCGCCAUCUUGUGUUCUGCACUACUAUAAUGUUCCAUUGUGCAUGGAAGAAAGUAUCUUUCAAAAGCUCUGUGACGAUCACCAAGUUCCAAAAUUCAUCAAGUUCAAAGUUUUUGAUGCCAAACCAUCAUCAAAAACUUUAUCCGGUCUUCUUGAAUGGGAAACAAAGACAGAAGCAGUUGAAGCCCUCACAGUAUUAAAUCACUACCAAAUAAGAGUACCUAAUGGCUCUAAUCCUUACACCCUGAAAUUGUGUUUCUCCACCUCCUCUCACCUGUGAAACCUGGAUCCCAGAGGACUCUGAACACCCGCUCUGUUAUGUACUCUGCAUGACUAUCAAUGCUUCACAAUGAUUACAUGUUAUUGGGUGUUCUGAGCAGCACUAUAUAUUUCUGACACCAAUUUACAUUGAUUUGUUUUUAUAAUUCUUAGCAUUAUGUUUAGUGAAUGCCAACCAUGUUGUUUUACCCAUGCCUUAAAUAAUAUGCCUGACCUCACAAUGCCAGGUCUUUAUCUAAUAUGCUGACCUGUUUUAUUUAGUAUUUUUAAGUCAUAUUUUAAUGUUUGGAUGCACAGAUUCAGUCUGUUUUAAAUAAGUAAUAAUAUAUGCCAGUGGGUAUCUUGUAUAUUGGGCAUUUCACCUUUUCACUGGCAAAUAGGAAUGAACAGGUUAAAAUGUCACUAGUUAUACCAGGCCAAUACAUGUGUUAUGAACUAGCAAAUGCACAGAAUUAUGUUCCUGUGAGUAGUACUUAUGGCUCUAGGAGGUUUACAUAAGCAUCUCUGUAUGGAUGUGAUACAGAUAAAAUAAUAACAAUAAUACAUUAUGGAGAAAAACUGGUGAUUUUACUCUGCAAAAUGACACAGAAUUCUGUUACAAACCGCUUAAAAAAUGUCAUGGUGUGCCCCAAAUUUAUGAUGUAUUUUAGAUGCUCUUUAUUAGGGGUGUAAGAAAAAAAUCGAUUCAGUCAAGUAUAGAGAUAUUUCAUUAGACAAUACUGUAUCGAUUCUAAAUAUUUCGAAUUGUUCUUUUCAGGGAUGUGGAAUUCCUAUCUCCCGACGCCCGGGACAUGCAGUUCCGGGCGCCAGGCAGGUGAAUUUUUCCGGCCCUUAGCCCUGCUUCGGGCAAGCAGGGCCAGACCGGACAGGCACGGCAGCGCUCAGCAGUCUGUCUGGAGCGGGCUCCUGACUCGUGCCCGCUACGUACUCUGCAGCCCAAAGCUGUUCUCAGUAGCUGGGAGCCGCCACUAAUAGCCAGCAUGCGGCUAUAGAGGAAGCCGGAGGGCUUACCUCUGCUUCCCUGGUGUCCCAGCUCUGUCAUUGAUAGAGCCUGGCUGGACUAGGCUCUAUCAAUGGAUCGCAGAGCACACAGAUGAAUGGACUAAUAAAGUGUAAAAAAAAACAUUUUU